Selaginella moellendorffii is the source of this 2388-nucleotide messenger RNA. RefSeq lists its product as uncharacterized. The transcript has 3 exons. The record is from RefSeq and is a predicted model, not a curated record. NCBI's taxonomy places the organism in Eukaryota, Viridiplantae, Streptophyta, Lycopodiopsida, Selaginellales, Selaginellaceae. Bases 115 to 2289 code for a protein of 724 amino acids.
GUUCCUGGAUCGGGGAAAAGAAGGAAAUCGUUGACGACUAUGAGGUAGCGAAGGAGAAAAUAAAAAAGGAGAAAAGAAAAGAUUUGCUUACCUGGUAGAAGCUAGACUCCAGCGAUGGUGUUCUCGAGCAUUAUCCAGCAGCAGCUCCUACAGCAGCAGCAGCAGCAAUCCCAGGAGUUCCUCCGGGAGAAGAAGUUGGAUCUAAAUGCACCCCUCAUGUCGAUCCGGAGGCACCACCUGGAGGCAUCAUCGUCAGACGACGAGCAAAUCCAGCAGCAGCAGCAGCAAUCUCACCACCAGCAUCAGCUCCUCCAGCAGCAGCAGCAAAGGUGGGGAUUGAUGAACCGAAGGAGUGAAUUCUGCGACAGCCCCCAGGUGAGUAAAGAGGACGACGAGGACGAGGGCGCUUGCUGGGGAUCGCUGAGGAGUCCUGGCGCGGUGCCGUUUGUGUGGGAGAGGACGCCCGGACGGCCUAAGUUCGAGCCUCCCGCUGCCAACACCGACUUUGCUGCCGCUGCUCGAAACUCAUGCUCCUCGCCUUCACUGCCCCCGGGAAGAACAGCCAUCACCUGGACCCCUGCUCGUCCCGCCACCACGGAUUCAUAUCGCCACCACCGCCACCACCACCACCACCACCACCACCACCAACAGGAGCAGCAGAGGAAACACUCUGUAGCCGAUGUGAAAGCUCAGCCGCUGCGGCAGUCGAGGCAGAGGAAAAAGUCGCCACCACCACCACCGGAUUUGCGCAAGGAUUCGCCGCCUCGCGGCAAGCAAAGGCAGCAGCUUGGGGAUCUCUUCAAGAGCAAAGGCGUCCCGUCUUCCACCUGUGAGUCGGACGAGCAGCUAGUUCAGGUAGACGAUGCAUUGUCCUCCGACGCUCGGCAAAGUGAAAGCUUGACGCUAGAUCCACCAGCGUAUCGCAAGUCGCCCACCAAUCUCUCGAGCGACGACCCGGCGGCUCGGGAUUUCAUACUCCGCAGGUUCCUGCCUGCUGCCAAGGCCAUGGCCGACGAGUCCGCCUCGUCCACGCCCUUCGCCUCGCCGCUGGUUUCCUCCUUCUCUCCCAAGCCGCGCGGUAACAAUUCCCAGCAGGCCAACUUGGCCAAGUUGAGUAGUCCUCACAGUACCAGCAGCCCCCGGAACCAAGUCGCGGCGAGUGUGGAGAGGAUCCAAACGUAUCAGUACAAGUUCGCCAGUAGCAUCCCUCGCAGCUCCGACAAGGCCGCCGCCGCCGCCGCCGUCACCACCACCACCACCACCGAGCAUGACGACUUCUUCGCGCUGAAAGCUUGCGGCUUCUUCUCGUUCGCGCUCCGGCACCUCCGUCCCCAGUAUCCGUCGUCCAGACUGAGACGCUGCAGCGACAGGGCCCGUAACCGGUUCGCCACGGACGACUUCCACACGAGCAUCUUUGUGAAGAAGGUGAACGGCGGCCUGACCAUACGUCACGAGAGCGAGGCCUCCGAGACCGAAACGGAAGAUGAUAGAAAGUGCCCCCGUCCGAAACAAAAGCACCAGCCUCGUAAAGCAGCAGCGACCAAGCUGGAUUCCCCACGAAAGCUGCCGCCGAAGAGCCACGAAACCUUCUACGACUGCGACAGCACCUUUGGCAACAAGCCCCCGGUGAGUCCGCAAAAGCCCGAGAACUCUUCGUACUAUAGAGGCUCCGUGUCGCCGCUGCACGAGGCCAAAGGCUUCCUGGGACUGCCGGAGAACUACAAGCCUCCCGAGGACCCGUAUAGGAACGAUGGCUUCUCUCCAUGGGUCGUCGACAGGAACUCCAACCAGCGGAGAGUUACGGAGCUCGUCGUGCCUGCUACUCUCGCGAAGCGGCUGGAAACCAACCUGCUGGUGACCGCUGAUAAAAACGCUGCCACUUCGCCAAGUCCAGGAUGGUUGCUUAACCAUCAGGAGACUUCCAAAGCCGCCGUAGCGAAUGGCGAAACCAGUCCGGCCAGGAAGAAAGAAGUUCACUGGAGUCGGCCACCUUCAACGCACUCCGGCUUCGACAGACCGGCGACGCUUGAGUUGCCACUACAGUCCCCGGCCAGAAACAACGGAUCAAACUCCCCGACGGGUGGAACGUCGCCGCUGCUGCCACCGAAAUCGCCUUCUCAUUCCUGGCUCUGGAAAGCUCUUCCGCAGUCUCCUUCGGUCGAGCAGAAGAACGCGAAAUGGGAAGCCACCGUCAAAUCACGCAAGCUGAGACCCGGUCACCUAAGAUACUCGGAAGAAAAUGCACUUCAACCCUGUGAGUACGAAGAACGAGUGCUCGUAGACACUUGAAGAAUUAUAGCCUUCCUUGCGCGAGAAUACUUUUUCCUGCGCAUAUAUAUCGUAGCCUUUUAUUCAGUGCCAAUAACGAGUCUGCAUAGUUUCACGUGA